Messenger RNA from Neodiprion virginianus, 2026 nucleotides. RefSeq names its product histone H2A.V (gene His2Av). Gene Ontology annotation, cellular component: nucleosome. Lineage: Eukaryota; Metazoa; Arthropoda; Insecta; Hymenoptera; Diprionidae. Gene Ontology annotation, molecular function: protein heterodimerization activity; structural constituent of chromatin; DNA binding. Bases 108 to 494 code for a protein of 128 amino acids. The record is from RefSeq and is a predicted model, not a curated record. The transcript has 5 exons.
CGCACCAGCAGCGCCAAGCGCGUUUGGCGGGACGGCGAUUAGACGGUGGCGUCCGUGGUCUGUGAGUCUAUCUUGUAGUAGUGAACAGUGAAAGAUCCCGUCGAACAAUGGCUGGUGGUAAAGCGGGCAAGGACUCUGGGAAAGCGAAGGCAAAGGCCGUCUCCCGUUCGGCACGGGCUGGCUUGCAGUUUCCCGUCGGAAGGAUCCACAGGCACUUGAAAAACAGAACGACGAGCCAUGGACGUGUCGGGGCUACGGCCGCGGUCUACAGCGCGGCUAUUCUCGAGUACCUGACGGCUGAGGUAUUGGAGUUGGCGGGAAAUGCGUCUAAAGAUUUGAAGGUGAAACGUAUUACCCCAAGACAUCUACAGCUCGCCAUUCGUGGUGACGAAGAGUUGGAUAGUCUCAUUAAGGCAACUAUUGCAGGAGGAGGUGUCAUUCCACAUAUCCACAAAUCGCUUAUCGGCAAGAAGGGAUCACAAAAACCAGCAUAAAUUAGUAACUAGCUUACACGUUUGAAAAGAUAAAAAGAUAAACACAUAAAAAUAAAAAUUAACAGUGACUGUUGAGACAAAGUGUACCUACGUUACUAUAAUGAUGGAGGGACUGGCGUGAUAUAUAUAAAUAAAAAAUAUUGAUAUAAUUUAAUCUAGGUAAUGAGACGAAGGAAGACGAAAGAAUACUAAGCAUGAUGAGCAGGCAGAUAGAGAAGAGAAAUGAUAGCAGCAUUCGUUGGUUGGCGGGCGAUGUGUUGUAGCAUGGCUCGCUUGAUAUUGCAGCCAUUUUUGUGUUUCUUCGACUUCAGAAUAUUUAAUAUAGAAUAGCUUGACUUUAUUUUUUACGUUUUGAAUGAAACUAGUAUUUGAUCUUUCGUAUUAAUCACAUCGUCUCCCUUAGUAAUUGUUUAAAACUGUUCUAUUUUUGUGCAAAUGCAAUUAUCAUUCGUUAAUCUGAAGAAACGAAAGAAUGUGUGUAUUUUUAAACAGAUUAUACUGCGAGGGUUACUUUCAGUAAUGGAAAUUAACACUUAUGUCUUAUGUAAACGUAUCACAUUGUAAGAAAGAGUGUGGGUUUAAUGAAAAAAUUAUAAUUUCCUCUUAGUUUUGUUAUCUAUUUCAGUAGUUGUAUUAGUUAUCGCUCUUUAAAAGUAAUCUGAGCUUUAUCUUGCUGAGGUAUUUGAAAAAAAAUGCUUAUCAUAUUUUGGAAAAAAUGAAUUUGUCUCCUGAGAUAAUUGCGACUAGGUCUGCCCGUACAAUUUUUUGAAAAGUCGUCAGUACUGACGUUUAUUACCGCACAACUGUAAUUGCAAGGAUAGGUUCAAAACUAAAUGGACUGUUUCUAUAAAUAUUCGAGAUAUGCCAAUGUACAUAUUCUUUGGAACUGGUCGUGUAGUUUUCGUACGAACUUUAUUGCAGAAAAUAUUUUCGAUGCAAUUACGUAUACAAAUUGGGUUGUUUCGACCAUCUGAUACAGGUGAAACAGUUGUUUGGAAAGAUUUGAACCGAAUAUUUCUGCUGGUUCAGGCGGCUCUUCAAUUUCUUAGCGGUGUCUUCUGGUUCUGUGAUAGUAAUCGUAAAACCUUGAUCUCUCGUUUAUCGUAUCUAUUUUAAAAGAGAGUUCAUUCCGCCUGACUAAAGGUGUUACGUUUUUCACGAGAAUCGAUGGAAAUUAUGAUUAAACAAAAUUGUUAUAUAUGUAAUAGUUGGGAGAUUGUAUAGUUUAUGCUUCUGAACCAGACAAUUGCAGUGAAAAAAUGAUCAUUCGGUUUAAUUCUAAUAAACGUGUAAUGUGCAUCAGAAUGUUUCGUUGCAUAUCGUCAACACAGUGAAAAUGCUGACGCGAAUGCGCGUACGCGAUUUCCAAUUUUUCGAAAUCGAUAAGUACAUGGUUAAAUAUUUUUGGCUUUGUCCUUACGAUUUUAUUUUAGUUGCGUACCGUAACUUAGCGUUAUUUCCAAUAAUAUUACACCCAACACCAGCCAUAUGUAAAACAUCCAUUUUCACAAUAAAAAUAAAUUUUACUAUUA